Molecule: messenger RNA, 528 nt
Organism: Bathycoccus prasinos
Lineage: Eukaryota; Viridiplantae; Chlorophyta; Mamiellophyceae; Mamiellales; Bathycoccaceae
Exons: 1
Coding region: 1-528 (175 amino acids)
Molecular function (GO): protein binding
Source: RefSeq, a predicted model, not a curated record
AUGGUGGAAGGCCAGGAGGCGCACCGCUUGUUCGAGGCACCGGAUUUGCACGAGAUGGCGAGAACAGGAGAUCUCGACGGAAUGAGAAGAUUGAUUUUAUCAAAGGAUGACGACGACAAAGUGAACGCGUUGGACCCGGCGGGGAGGACGCCGUUACAUUUCGCGGCUGGGUUUGGGCGAGUCGCGUGCGUGAAGUUUUUGCUAGAGAGAGGGGCGAAGUUAGAGGUGAGAGAUUUGUGGUCCAAGGCGCCCGUGGAUUGGGCGUUACAAUCGAAACACGAGGAAUGCGUAAAGUUGAUGAGAAUAAAAGCGAUCGAGACCAAUCUCGAGAUUGGUGGAAGAGGGCAAGUCUCUCCGUUGAGGACAUAUCACGAGUAUUGUUACGAUUUGACGACGGAGGAAGUCGAGGAGAGGUUGGAGCAAGACAGGAAAACCGCGAUGGAGCAAUACGAAAAGAUGAGCGAGGAAGAGAGGAAACAGUUUCGCGAAUCAAACGGGGUGGAUCCUGCCCAGCCGGUGCCAUUUUAA